Melitaea cinxia (Glanville fritillary) is the source of this 1241-nucleotide messenger RNA. RefSeq names its product dolichyl-phosphate beta-glucosyltransferase (gene wol). Bases 166 to 1167 code for a protein of 333 amino acids. The transcript is spliced from 6 exons. Gene Ontology annotation, cellular component: endoplasmic reticulum membrane. The record is from RefSeq and is a predicted model, not a curated record. NCBI's taxonomy places the organism in Eukaryota, Metazoa, Arthropoda, Insecta, Lepidoptera, Nymphalidae.
AUUUUCAGACGCUUGGGCCAGUAAUACAGUAUAAUGAUUAUAUUAUGAUCAUUUAAUAUAUAAUGGCUUGAUUGCUUUGUUCAGUAACUGAAAAGUUUGUUAUAAUUUAUUUUUUACAUUUCAUAUAAUUAAAUAAAUAAUAUAUUAGGAAAGUAUUAUCUCAAAAUGGAUUUCUCUUCAAUCAUAAUCACUCUUAUUGUAUACGGCGUUCUAGCGGCUACGAGCCUUCUGAUAAUAUUAAGUGCAAUAAUAUAUAUGAUAACAAAUCCUUUUCCAUUAGUGGAAAGAUUUAAAGAGGAAGAAACCUUUAAUGAUCCUAGAUCUAAAAGUAAAGAAAGAUUCCCCAAUAUACACGAUAGUCACAGUGUGCACUUGAGUGUGGUUGUGCCUGCUUACAAUGAAGAAGAAAGAUUGUCUCCCAUGUUAGACGAAACUAUAGAAUUCUUAGAAAGAAGAAUAAAAGAAAACCCUUCAUACAAGUAUGAAAUUAUAGUAGUAAGUGACGGAAGUAAAGACAACACAGUGAAAUUAGCAGAAAGCUAUGUUGAGAAAUAUGGCUGUGACAAGUUAAGGUGCUUAGACUUGAUCAAGAACAGAGGAAAAGGUGGAGCUGUAAAACUAGGUAUUCUAAGUUCCAGAGGUGCAUCUAUAUUAUUUGCUGAUGCAGAUGGAGCAUCAAAAUUUGAAGAUUUGACCAAAUUAGAAACUGCUCUUAAAAAGAUAACUAAAUAUGAUCCAAUCAGCCAACCAGAUGAGAUAAGUCAAAGUGAAGCAGUUAUUAUUGGUUCUAGAGCACACUUGGAGAAGGAAUCAUUAGCUAAAAGAAGUAUAUUUCGAAAUAUAUUGAUGUAUGGAUUUCACUUCCUGGUUUGGCUAUUCACUGUGAAGGGAAUUAAAGACACCCAAUGUGGAUUUAAGUUAUUUACAAGAAAAGCUGCCGAUAGAGCAUUCCAAAGUCUACAUGUUAACAGAUGGGCAUUUGAUGUAGAAUUACUGUAUAUAGCACAAAAAUUAAACAUUCCAAUUGUUGAAAUUCCUAUAAGAUGGACUGAAAUAGAGGGUUCUAAGGUCACACCAGUGAUUUCUUGGAUCCAAAUGGGUUGCGACUUGGGCUUGAUUUGGUUGAAGUACAAGAUCGGUGCUUGGAAGAUAAAGCAAGAGAAAUAACUAUAAGCACAAAUAUAUUUAAAAUUUAAUAUCAUGUAAACUAUUUCCUAUUAAAUAUUUAAUUAAAUAAAUAA